GUUCUCACAAAUCGACGGGCGCUGCUGUUGGGCUGCUCUAGAUGGACGAUGCGUUUGGUACACCGCAGCAAUACAAGAGAACUUCGUCUCGUCCAUGGUCUCGAGGCGAACAGAGAUAUUGAUCAGAUCUUUACCUUUUAGAGGGACAUAUUUACGCCAGGCGACAACCCAGACGGCCCACGCCAGAACUUGAGAAUGAUUGCUUGAACAGUCUGAGUACUUCGACGAGCAACAUGCGUCAACAAACGCCACCCGUCCUAGCUACGCGCAUCGGCCGCCAGACAAUGAUCCGUAUUCUUUUCAAGUCGCGACAAGCCAAUGGGAAAGCUCAAGAUAGGCAGGGGAUGGACUGCUUCAAUGUUGGCCGUAUCAGCGAGCAACUUUGUCAUGGCUAGGCGUCAGGUUAUGAUUGGGAAAGGCAACGUGCCUGUCGACUAUUCGUCUGGAUGGACAGCACUGGCAUGCGCACAAGAGAUAGGCAGCGGCCUUUUGGUCCGAUUCGUCCUUGCAGAACUCUUAGCGAAACGGCAAAGAACGAUCCUGGAGACGGCACGAGCCCGCGAGCGUGGAGAGGUCUUAUUUCAGACGGAAAUCGGACGUACCUGGCACACGAGACCGAAGGCAUAUGGUAGCCUCUGCGACAGAAGUUCAGACUCUGAGGAUUCACCCAUCGCAGUCCAGUAGUGCUGUCCACAGGACGAAGUGACAAAAUGAUUUUCUCCAUCUACCACGGCCGGAUGAUCAAUCUGCACCAUAGAUCGAAAUACGAA
Didymella exigua CBS 183.55 is the source of this 770-nucleotide messenger RNA. RefSeq lists its product as uncharacterized. Lineage: Eukaryota; Fungi; Ascomycota; Dothideomycetes; Pleosporales; Didymellaceae. The transcript has a single exon. The coding region runs from base 319 to 684 and encodes 121 amino acids. The record is from RefSeq and is a predicted model, not a curated record.